GUUGACACUCUAUGUUCAUCACCACCGAUAUUUGUCAACUUAAUUUAUAUCAAAAGUAUUUUUUUCUUGAACGUAAGAAGAACCUGUUAAUUUAAGUGUAAUCGUACGUACUAAGAAUGAAUAGGAAAGUUCCUUAAUUUUAAGUGUGUCUCUUAUCGUUUUGUGGUUGAAUAGAUACUUUUAAAAACUAACUUGAAACUAACCUUAAUCAAGAUGAAUGAAUUGAAUCAAGACGUCUCUAACACGAUUCCAAUGAACAUGCCCCCUGGAACAAUGCCGCCUAUGAAUAGGCCGCCUGGAGGUAUGCCGCCUAAUAUGCCACCAGGAAGUAUGCCGCCAAAUAUGCCAAUGGUCGGCAUGCCACCGAGUGGUUUACCACCGAAUAUGCCUCCUGGUACAAUGAUACCAAAUAUGCCGGGUCAAAUGUCAAAUAUGCCACCUGGAACAAUGGCAUCUAAUACUAUGCCGCCUGGCACAAUGCCUCCAGUAAGCAUUCCACUUAACAAUGUUCCACCAGGUGCUAUGCCAACGGCAACCAUGCCUCCUGGUACAAUGCCACCUGUUAGUAUGCCUCCUGGCACAAUGCCACCAGUAAGCAUAGCUCCCAGCACAAUGCCUCCUGGAACAGGGAAUAUGCCACCGAAUAUGUCGGGGCCACCUCCAAUAAAUCAUCCAGUACUGUUGCCACCUCCAGGAAUACCUCCGACAUUAGCCGGCAAUCAAAAUUCAAAAGAUCUGCCAUCUUUAUUAUCUUUACAUGUGGAAAAGCCUGAUGAAGUUGCUAAAACAAAAACUGAGGUAGUUUUGCCAAAAGCAUUGGAGCAAGUCUUCGCCCUUAAGGAUCAAAGAGCGGCCGAAUUGGGAACAGAGGUCGAUAUUGCUGAAAAGGUAUCAAGCGAAAAUGUGGUUAGUGUGGACUACACAGAUGCCGAUAAUGAAUCUGAUGAAGAAACAUCAGCACCUGCCCCAUCUGUUAAUGGUUCAAAAGCUGGUAAUCGUCAAAACAAACACAAAAAGAAAAAAGAGAAAAGGAAAAGGGCCAAAAAUAAGAAGAAAAUGGAACAAGAACAAGUAAAAGAAAAACAAAAAGAAGAGAAAGAUACAAAUAAAAGUGAUACAAAGGAUAAAAAGUCAGAUGAACCUGAACCAGAAAUUGAAUAUGUUCAGGAAAUGAUAAACAUUACCGAAUUAGCACCAAUGCAUAGGCAGUUUUUCAAAAUUUUUGUUGCUUUUAAAAUAGCAGAAAAACAUGCCGAAGCUCUUAAAGCCAGUGAACAAAAUUUGAAGCUGGAAGCUGAAAAGAAAAGAGAUAUGAAAACGAAAGAUAACUUUGUUGAUGAAGAUGAUAUGGAUGAGGCACCCAUUGAGGAUAAAGAAAAACUGUCUAAACGAAAAUUGAAAAAAUUAACCAGAUUAUCAGUUGCUGAAUUAAAACAGCUUGUUUCAAGACCUGAUGUUGUCGAAAUGCAUGAUGUUACAGCCCGGGAUCCUAAAUUGCUGGUGCAAUUGAAAGCACAUAGGAAUACAGUUCAAGUACCAAGGCAUUGGUGUUUUAAAAGAAAGUAUCUACAAGGUAAGCGAGGAAUUGAAAAGCCUGCUUUUGAUUUACCAGCAUUUAUAAAGCGCACUGGUAUUAUGGAAAUGAGAGCAUCGCUACAAGAUAAGGACGAGUCCAGGUCACUGAAGUCUAAAAUGCGAGAACGGGCCAGACCAAAAAUGGGAAGGAUUGAUAUUGAUUACCAGAAACUACAUGAUGCUUUCUUUAAAUGGCAAACCAAACCACGAAUGACUAUUCAUGGUGAUUUAUAUUAUGAAGGAAAGGAAUAUGAAACGAGAUUAAAAGAAAAGAAACCUGGUGAUUUGUCAGAAGAACUAAAAACAGCUUUGGGAAUGCCUAUUGGACCUGGCAGUAAUAAAAUUCCUCCACCAUGGUUAAUCGCUCAGCAACGUUACGGUCCUCCCCCGAGUUAUCCCAGUUUGAAAAUACCAGGUUUGAAUGCACCAAUUCCAGAUGGCUGUGCUUUCGGUUACCACACUGGAGGUUGGGGUAAGCCACCUGUUGAUGAAAAAGGAAGACCGUUAUAUGGUGAUGUCUUUGGAGUGGUUCAAGAAAUCGAUGAGAAUAUUGAUGAAUCCACAAUUGAUAAAACCGCCUGGGGAGAAAUGGAAUCAGAAUCUGAAGAAUCUUCUACUGAAGAGGAGGAAGAAGAAGAGGCACCGGAGAAGCCAGAUGAGACUGGCUUAAUAACACCGGCGGAAGGAUUAGUAACACCUUCAGGAUUUAGUUCUAUUCCUGCUGGAAUGGAGACUCCAGAGACAAUAGAACUUCGUAAGAAGAAGAUUGAAAAUGAUAUGGAUGGCGAAGAGACACCAGUACUGUAUCAAGUUCUACCAGAACGCAGGACUGAUCGCAUCGGUUCAGCAAUGAUGGGAUCUACUCACGUAUAUGACAUGACAGGAGCUGGAGGUGCUCAACCACCCAGCGUUAUUGCUUCAAAACGUGGUGGAAUUCAAAAUGUUUCUGAGAAGGAAGGUGCCAUAGAAUUAGCAUUGGAUCCAUCCGAGUUGGACAUGGAUAACGAUGCCAUGGCCAUGCGCUAUGAGCAACAAUUGAAGGAACAACAAAGCCAUCUGCAGAAGGAAGAUUUAUCGGACAUGUUGGCUGAACAUGUGGCCAAACAGAAAACUAAAAGGAAACGUCAACAGACACAGGAUGGUAAACAAGCUAAGAAAUAUAAGGAAUUCAAAUUUUAAACUGGACUUACACGUAGGUGUAUUAUGUUGCUUCUAAAUAUUUAUGAAAAUAAUUUAAUCAAUAUUGUUUUAUAAAGUUUCUUUUUGGCACCGUUUUUUAAAGAUUAUGUAAUAUAGAUUUAAACAGAGAA
Ctenocephalides felis (cat flea) is the source of this 2885-nucleotide messenger RNA. Its product is annotated as splicing factor 3B subunit 2-like. Gene Ontology annotation, biological process: mRNA splicing, via spliceosome. The transcript is spliced from 11 exons. NCBI's taxonomy places the organism in Eukaryota, Metazoa, Arthropoda, Insecta, Siphonaptera, Pulicidae. The coding region runs from base 214 to 2754 and encodes 846 amino acids. The record is from RefSeq and is a predicted model, not a curated record. Gene Ontology annotation, cellular component: nucleus; U2-type spliceosomal complex; U12-type spliceosomal complex.